Ostreobium quekettii is the source of this 345-nucleotide messenger RNA. The record is from the annotation of a GenBank genome assembly. NCBI's taxonomy places the organism in Eukaryota, Viridiplantae, Chlorophyta, Ulvophyceae, Bryopsidales, Ostreobiaceae.
AUGGGGAAGAAAAAGAAGAAGAGGACGCCGGAGGAGCUGUACUGGUGCUACUACUGUGAUCGGGUGUUCAAAGACGAGGGGACGCUCAUUCUGCACCAGAAGGCCAAGCACUUCCGAUGCCCAGCGUGCACGAAGAAGCUGAACACGGCGCAGGGCCUGCAGGUGCACUGCGACCAGGUGCACAAGAUAAACGUGGAGAGGGUGCCGGCAGCGAAGCCCGACAGAGACUCCAUGGACAGGGAGAUAUUUGGGAUGGCGGGAGUCCCGGAGGGCAUGAAGCCUGGAGGCGUUUUCGGGUUUGUGGGGGUCCCCUGGAAAAGCUGCGGCACCCUGUGGCGGUGCUGA